AUGAAAAAAAAAAAAAAGACAAAGGAAGAAGAGAAAGAGUAGGAAGAAGAAAGGAGAAAAGUGUUGAUAAAUAUAAAAUAUAAAAAAACAUUUAUACAGGAACUGAAACAAGUGGUUCUAACCAUUGAUAUUAUAAGAUAAAAGUUAGUAAAUAUAAAGACAAUUAAAAUGUAAAAUUAGUGCAAAUAUAAUGACGAAAACAUAAAGUAAAAUAUCAGCACAACAUUAUUCAUUGUGCUAUUUUUUUUAUAAUUUUUUUUACAGCGUAAACCAACAAGGAAAAGUGUUUUUAUAAAGAGUACAACAAAUAAUUUGUAAUUGUAAAUAUAAAUGAAUAAAAGGUAAAUUUUAUGCAACUAGAGGGACAAUGAGUAAUGACAAGAGAUUUUGCAAAUAAAUUGGAUCACUUUUGCCACUUCUUCCAAUUUGUUCUACACUAUCACUUUAGUGCUUCCAAUUCUUAUCUCCUGUUUGAUGUCAACCAUUCUUAUCAUUGUCCUUGGUAUCCUUUUUGUGAUAGUUUGUAUUUUAAUAUGGCUACAGCCCAAGUGCCCCCCAGGAAUUCUUACUCCAGACUCACAAUUUAUGACACUCACUAUGAAUAAAUUUCUGAAUGACAUAGAAAAGGAGAAGCCAAUCAGGUUUACCAAUCAGCACCUAAGGAUUGCAACUGAUAACUACUCUUACUUGUUGGGGUCAGGAGGUUUUGGAUCAGUCUAUAAGGGAAUUUUUAGUGAUGGAACAAUUGUAGCCGUGAAGGUUCUACAUGGGCGUUCUGACAAUAAAAUUGAGGAGCAGUUUAUGGCAGAAGUGGGGACAAUUGGCAAAACUCAUCAUUUCAAUCUUGUUAGGCUCUAUGGAUUUUGCUUUGAAAGAAACAUGAUUGGACUAGUAUAUGAGUACAUGGAAAAUGGCUCUCUUGAUAGGUAUUUGUUCCAAAAAAAGACCUUAGGAUAUGAAAAGCUUCAUGAGAUCGCAGUUGGGACAGCCAAAGGCAUUGCUUAUUUGCAUGAAGAGUGCCAACAAAAAAUAAUCCACUAUGACAUAAAACCAGGAAAUAUUCUCUUGGACAGGGAUUUCAAUCCUAAAGUUGCUGAUUUUGGUUUAGCCAAACUUUGCAACAGGGAAAAUACUCAUCUAACCAUGACUACGGGUAGGGGGACUCCUGGUUAUGCUGCACCUGAACUUUGGAUGCCUAAUUUUCCUGCGACUCACAAGUGUGAUGUUUAUAGUUUUGGAAUGUUGUUAUUUGAAAUCAUUGGCAGGAGAAGAAACCUUGACAUUGAACUUGUUGAAAGCCAGGAGUGGUUUCCAAUGUGGGUUUGGAAAAGAUUUGAUGCUGGAGAAUUUGAGGAGUUGUUAAUAGCAUGUGGGGUAGAAGAGAAAAAUAAGGAGAUUACAGAGAGAAUAGUCAAUGUGGCUCUAUCUUGUGUUCAGUAUAGGCCAGAUUCAAGGCCUAUAAUGAGUGAUGUUGUGAAAAUGUUGGAAGGUUCAGUGGAAAUUCCAAAACCUUUGAACCCAUUUCAGCAAUUUAUGGAUGGGAAUUUCACUUCUCAUCCAGUCCAAGUGCCACUGACCUAUACUACAGAUACUAGUGGUUCUUCUGUUGUGGUAACUGACACUAGCAUUAUACAUGCUACUCCUACCAUGAGGAAUAUGACAUUGAAUUAGCCUACAACCAGGGGGUGAUGGUGGACAUAUGCUACUUGAUGGAAUAUUUCCAUAUAACAUGUAAAAUAUUUUCCUUUCUGCUAGUUUCAUUCCAGUGAAUCCAAUUUAUCUGUGUGCUUAUUUGUUUUUUAUUUUACCAUAAUGUUCUUUG
Molecule: messenger RNA, 1822 nt
Organism: Cajanus cajan (pigeon pea)
Lineage: Eukaryota; Viridiplantae; Streptophyta; Magnoliopsida; Fabales; Fabaceae
Product: G-type lectin S-receptor-like serine/threonine-protein kinase At1g34300
Biological process (GO): protein phosphorylation
Molecular function (GO): protein kinase activity; ATP binding
Source: RefSeq, a predicted model, not a curated record